Molecule: messenger RNA, 1008 nt
Organism: Tinamus guttatus (white-throated tinamou)
Lineage: Eukaryota; Metazoa; Chordata; Aves; Tinamiformes; Tinamidae
Gene: GPR157
Product: G protein-coupled receptor 157
Biological process (GO): cell surface receptor signaling pathway; adenylate cyclase-activating G protein-coupled receptor signaling pathway
Cellular component (GO): plasma membrane
Molecular function (GO): G protein-coupled receptor activity
Source: RefSeq, a predicted model, not a curated record
AUGCCCGCGCCGCUGCCGCCCACGCAGCUGUACCCGUCGGAGCGCGUCGUGGUGCUGCUGUCCUGCGCGCUCUCCUUCGUGGGCUCCAGCCUCCUGGUGGGCACCCAUGCCCUGUGGCCCGAGCUGCGCAGCCGCCCGCGCCAGCUCCUGCUCUACCUCUCGCUGGCCGACCUCCUCUCGGCCCUCUCCUACUCCUACGGGGUGCUGCAGGACUUCAAGAAGACCUCGUGGGACUGCGUGCUGCAGGGCGCCCUCUCCACCUUCUCCAACACCAGCUCCUUCUUCUGGACCAUGGCCAUUGCCCUCUACCUCUACAUCACCCUCGUGAGGGGCUCGCCCACGGGCACGGGCUUGCUCUGCUGCUUCCACGUGGUGAGCUGGGGAGUCCCCUUGGGCAUCACGGUGGCUGCCGUUGCUCUGAAGAAGAUCUGCUACGACGCUUCCAACGUUUCUGUUGGCUGGUGUUGGGUCGACCUGGACGCCGAGGACCGGGUCUUGUGGAUGCUGCUAACGGGGAAGGUUUGGGAGAUUUUGGCCUAUGUGACUUUGCCGGUGCUCUACAUCCUCAUCAAGAAGCACAUUAACAGAGCGCAUGCAGCCCUGUCAGAGUAUCGCCCCAUCCUCUCAAGUGCACCUGCAUUUCAGCCCCGGACUUCCAUAGCAGAUAAGAAGUUGAUUCUUAUUCCCGUCAUCUUCAUCGUCCUCCGCAUCUGGAGCACCGUGCGGUUCAUUCUGACACUCUGCAACUCCCCUGCAGUGCAAAAUUCGGUCCUUGUUGUCCUGCAUGGAAUCGGUAACACGUUCCAAGGAGGCGCCAACUGCAUCAUGUUUGUGCUCUGCACGCGCGUGGUCCGCGCGCGGCUGCUCUCCUCCCUGUGCUGCUGCCACCACGACGGCUCGAGCUGGUCCUGGCACAGGUCCGACAGCGAGCGGCAGCACCCGGAGCGCUGCAGGAACAGGGAUGCGCUGGACCCCGAGCGGACGAGACCGCUGCUCUCCAGCACCUGA